Exaiptasia diaphana is the source of this 2609-nucleotide messenger RNA. Its product is annotated as neuropeptide Y receptor type 4-like. The record is from RefSeq and is a predicted model, not a curated record. The transcript has a single exon. Gene Ontology annotation, biological process: G protein-coupled receptor signaling pathway. Bases 568 to 1689 code for a protein of 373 amino acids. Gene Ontology annotation, cellular component: membrane. Gene Ontology annotation, molecular function: G protein-coupled receptor activity. NCBI's taxonomy places the organism in Eukaryota, Metazoa, Cnidaria, Anthozoa, Actiniaria, Aiptasiidae.
UCCACGACACGAAUCAACAAGGAAUCUAAAGUGCACUAUCCAAUAAUAAUUGUGUUCUCGAAAACAUCGCAGUAAUUGAAAACUUCAAUCGGAUUCUUUGACGUCAUACUAUCAGUCAUAAAAGCCAUCGGCACGGACGCUGUACUUCCUCCUUUGUGACAAACUUCACUGGAUCAUUUUCCACUCCUGUUCUUCUGUAAAACGACGGUUUUUUCCUGCUCCAUAAUCGAGUUUAGUACUGUUCCCGCAAGCCUGGUAGUGCRUCUAUUACCGGUGUGUCCAACAACGUAAAAAUACGCAACAAGCUGACGUAAAAAGACGCAACAAGAUUACGUAAAAAAAACUAAGAGAAAUUCAGAGAUUGCGGAUCAGUUGUCGGUGUAACUGUGACCUUGUAGAUUGCUCGUCUAAAAUUGCUGUCAAGACGUGGAUUGUUCGGUCUGAAGAGGAAUAGUUCCACCAACUUGUCUGCACAAAACGGGUCUGACAGACUACAUCCUCAAGGAAACAACAACGCCUUGGAAUAGAAACUGUACAAACCCGGCUUKGAUGUAAAAACCGACAAAGAUGAGUACAAAUAAUUCUUCAUCUCAACACUGUGACAUAACGUCAAGYGCUGCAGUCCAAGUCAUCGAGACAUUUUUCUACUCACUGGUGCUGAUAGUAGGCGUUGUGUGCAACUUUCUUGUAAUGGCCAUAGUCUACAAGAAUCGCUCAUUAAGAACACCGGCGAAYUUCUUCAUAGCUAACAUGGCAUUCGCUGAUUUCUUAGUGCCAAUCUUUCUUGUGCCGUACGUGAUAUCACAGAUCUAUCARGGUAAAGGGACAUGGAUUAUCAAAGGUUCUCUUGGUGAGYUUAUGUGCAAGUUUGUUCCAUUUGCUAUUGAUAUUAGUCUAAUGGUAUCYAUCCAUAGCCUAGUGUUGGUCGCUCUUGAGCGCUUCUAUGCCGUAAUCCGACCUAUGAGAGCAGCUAUUAGAAGCACGCGUCGUUGUUUUAUCAUCGUCGCUUUGGCCUGGCUAUUUGCGAUCAUUUUCCACGCACCUUACUUAACCAACCUYAAAGUGAUCAAGUUAAAGGAUGAGGAUAGAUCUAUUUGUAUUAUGUAUUGGGCCCCUCUAGACGGCAGRAUCAUCACUAAGAAACUAUACAUUGCUAUUUUCCUAUUGUUUUAUUCAUUUCCCUUAAGCGCAAUAACUUUGCUCUACUUCAUUAUCAUCUACAAGCUUAAAAAACAACGAAUUCCAGGCACACGACACGGUCAUAUGGUUGUUAACAGACAAAAACGAAUUGUGAAUACAUUCAGAAUGGUCAUGACGGUGGUUCUUGCKUUCUUCAUCUGCUGGACUCCYGAGAAGCUCUACACUGUCUUACUAAUCUACCAUUACGACUUUAGWCCACCUUGUGAUUUUCAACAAUCGGAGAUUAUAAUAACCGCUUUAGCGUAUAGUAAUUGUGCCAUUACACCUAUCAUCUACUUCGUGUUCAACCAAAACUAUAAGAACGGACUAAAAGACUUGCUKCCAUGGUGUGAAAGARCACAGAAUCUUGGUUAUCCAAGAGGACAUAGUCAUAGCACUAACUCAAGCCUACGAUCAGCAGUUAUGACAACAAGGGUGAGCUUUAGGAGGAACAGUGUAGAGCACAUCGACCCAUCGGCACUAGCACCACCAUCUCUACUUCAAGAUUAAAAUUACCAUAAAAUAUGCCAGGUAAUAUCACCAGGAAAAAGAUACGCCAGGAAAUACCACCGAAUUAUGCUUUUAUCGAAGAAAGCUGUCAGACGCAAUCAAAGAAAUUGGGUUCUGAAUGAAAUGAACUAUGAAAUCAAGAAAUCAACAUCCAUCAGGAAAGAAAAAGAAAUUUGCCUAAAUCGUGACAGCUAUCAAAUUGACACCGAAGAACCAAAACGGUUUUAACAUAUGAUCAAUUCGAUAAAUUAGAAUUUUACUCAUUUGAAAUCACCAUUCGAUCAAGAUGACGGCACCAGUUUCAAGAUCAAUUUAGCAGAAAGACAGCAAAUCACAAUCAGGCUUCAGUAAUCGUUCAAGUGACAUUCUGGCACCUUCACCUCGAGUUAACUGGGUGUGGUCAUUUCCAUCUCUUUUCAUCUCUCAUAUAUUUCAUAAACACGAAGAUGAAGCUAAGAUUUUAAGCACUGAAUAAGAUAUCAAUCUUUUCCUUUUUUUGAGAAAACAACUGAAGAGCCGCACUCAAGUUCAAAAUCUAAAAAGAUUUUCAACAGACGAUGGAUUGUAGAGACACGGCGAUACUAGACAAGCUAAUCUUACCUAAAUGCACCGUGUCAUGCCAACCUAAUCACCGUCGCUACUGACAAGAUGAAGGAUAUACGAAUCCUUUAAUAGCGAUACAAAUACAAUGAUUCAUUCAAAUAACAGUGAAAUGACAAUAAGCUUAACCUGUAAGUAGCCUUUGCGUUGGCGAAACAGCCGACAGACAAGAGAAAAAAAAUGUUUAAAACCUCAAGAUUACACGAAAUUGGAUCGAUUGACAUUUCUAGUUAUCAUUCAUUCAAAUAACAAUGAAAUGAAUAUAAGCUUAACCUGUAAGUAGCCUUUGCGUUGGCGAAACAGCCGACAGAAAAGAGAAA